AGGCCCGAGCCGUAGUCGCAGCCAUCUUGCCCCCUUCGGCAGGCGACGACUCCACGGCUUGAGCCUAGACGUGCCAGCCCCGCCGAUCACGGCGCGUCGGGCCAGCCGUGCCCCGCCAUGGCUGCCUGCUGAUGUCCUGCCCCAUGUUGUGCCGCCCACCUGGUGUGGCCUCCGCUGCUGGCAAACGCCGCCUCAGGGCGCGCAGGGUGGCCGUCCGGCACGCGCAAGUGCAGGCGCUGGCCGUGCGCGACCUGAUGGGGUGUGGCACCCCGCCCGGGCUCGACGUGUCGCCUGCGGACAUCCUGCUGCAGGAGCUCUUGGCGUACGUGGAGGAGCCGGAUGCCACGCGAUGCAAGGCGGGCGCCGCGCCCCAGCCCCAUGAUGCUCACGUACCUGGACGGCGCGCGCAGGCCCCGCUGGCGCGCUCGGCGCCCGCUGCGGGCCCCAAGGUGGCCGAGGCCGCGCGGUGCUGGCUGCCAGGAGCGCUGCCGCCCCUGGCGCUGCCGCCCCCGGCGCACGCCCCGCCGACCUUCCUGGUUGGCAGCCUGCCGCCGCCACCAGCAGCCGAUGUUCGUGCGGACAUCCGACUCCUGGCGCCAGCCGAUGACACGGCUGAUGGCGCCGUGGCUGCACCUGGAGGCGGCACCCCGGAGGCGCCUGCGGCUGCCUCCUCGCCUUCUUCGCCUUCUUCGCCGACGCGGGAGGCGUUUGAGGCAGCCGCUUCCGGCGACGUUGCUGCCGCGGCCGUGGCUCCGGAACGUGGAGCUCCUGGUGAUGUUCAGGAUCGUCGGGUGCUGGUGCUACGCUCUUCGCAACGGCCGCCUGCUGGAGAUGCGCCCCCGGAGGCGCCACGGAAGGUGGCGAGUACGGUUGCUGCUUCCGGAGCUGCUGCUGCCGCGGCCGUGGCCGCGGCUCCAGAUCGUGUACCUCUUGGUGAUGUUCAAGAUCCUCGUGAUCGUCCGCUACGCCCUGCGCCACAGCUAUGUGCUGGUGCGGUUCCCCCGGAGGCGCCACGUCGCGGGGCGAUUGGCGCUGCCGCUUCCGGCGCUGCUGCUGCUGCUGCCGCUGGAGCUCCUGGUGGUGUUGGCCACGCUUCUCGUGAUCGCGACCUCCGCCCUGUGACGCGUCUGCCUGCUGGUGCUGCGCCCCUGGAGGCGCCAAAGCGGGAGAGGUUCGCGGAGGCCGCUUGCGGCGCUGGUGCUGCCGAAGCCAGUGGUCACGAGCCUCCGCUGGCCGGGCAGAGGCAGGCCACAGUCGCAGUCGUGACUUUCGAGGCCCAUUGCAAGGCGACAACACGCCGUGCUGCGUGGGCCAGGCGUCGCCCGCCCGCUGUGCGCCAGGCCGAGGCCGACAGCCAGGCCAAGGCCGCGCCCCAGGCAGCGACCGAGCGGGAGGCAGCCGAGCGCGCCGCAGAGGCGCUCGACGAGGUGGUCGCCGCUGCUGCCUCGGAGCGGCAUCCUGAGGCUGAGCGCGUGGCCGUGCCGGACACCCUGGGACAGCCCGUUGGUUCCAGUGCGGCACGCGAUGGCCAGAGGAACCGGAGGAUCGGUGACGCUAUCGCUGGUCAAGGCGGCAUCGAAGCUGCCAGAGCCGCCAUGAUUGCCGCAUAUGCGGCCAUCGGCAUCCAUAUGAAGUAACAUAGAGGUGGGA
Messenger RNA from Prorocentrum cordatum, 1650 nucleotides. Lineage: Eukaryota; Dinophyceae; Prorocentrales; Prorocentraceae. The record is from the annotation of a GenBank genome assembly.